AUGGUGUUUCUUCAUCCCUAUUAUCUGUGGCUCACCACAUUAUCUAAUGCUGUCCUUGCUACCUCAAGGGUGACGGGAAUACCUACUGUCCCCUUUGCCAUCUCUAAUGACGGAGCAUAUCCAAUUGCUUCCCUUAAAGGAGUGUUGGUAGACUCCAAGUAUACCGAAAGUCGUGAUGAAACCGGAGAGACGUUGAUUCCACCAAGUCUACAAGAUUUCGCCAAAACAUUCGUAGACGACUUACACAGUGUCUUGGGUCUCGAUAUUGACGUCUCCGCUGGCGAUGAAUCUACAUCAGAUACCAUAUUUCUCACACUGGGUGAUCCCAGCAAGUAUACCGAUGCCAGCGGCUCUCUGACUUCUGAAGGGUAUACACUCUCAGUCAACUCUUCAGGAGUUGUCGUAUCCGGUGCCAGUCCCUUGGGUGUAUGGUGGGGUACACGAACUAUCUUGCAGCAAGCAGUUCUCUCAAAUGGCUCUUUAUCCUAUGGGGAAGCAGAUGAUGCUCCCGGGUGGAAGACUCGAGGUAUGAUGCUCGACGCAGCUCGUCAUUAUUAUCCUCCCGAGUUUAUCAUCGAAUUGUGCUCUUACAUGAGCUUUUUCAAGCAAAAUACAUUCCAGCUUCAUCUGAGUGAUAAUCUAUAUAACAAUGUCGACCUAUACACUAGAGAGCAAUCUUUGGAACUAUACGCUCGGUUCCGUCUAUGGUCUGAUUCAGAAUCUCUGGCCGGCUUGAAUAAGUAUAAGAAUGAGUCUUACACGAAAGAACAGUUCGAAGAGAUCCAGUCAACUUGUGCUUCACGAGGAGUCACCAUCAUCCCGGAGAUCGAAGCCCCAGGACAUGCACUAGUCAUAAUACAAUGGAAGCCGGAAUUAGCACUUGAAGGCAGAUUGUCGUUAUUAAACAUCUCCCAUCCGGACUCAAUACCUACUAUGAAAACCAUCUGGAGCACUUUCCUCGACUGGUUCCAUUCCAAGACCGUCCAUAUCGGCGCGGACGAGUAUACCGGCGAUCCUAACGACUAUAAUCGAUUCGUUAAUGAAAUGGCAGAUUAUAUCUACCAAGAAUCCGGGAAAUCUAUCCGCAUCUGGGGUACUUUCCCUCCCAAGCCCGAAUACAACAACGUCUACAACAAUAUCUCGGUACAACACUGGGCCUUCUUCGAGGACAACCCGUACCACGAUUACAUCCUGAACAACUACUCCGUCCUCAACUCCGACGACACCUAUUACACCGUCCUUAAAUAUUCCGGGAGCUAUCCACAGGUCGUAAACGUCGCCCGGACAUUCAACGGCAACCCAGAGACAGGUGGGAUAUGGCAGCCCUACGUCUUCGACACGAAAGUCGCCGCCAACAACCCGGAGAAGUCCAACCCUCUGGUCCUUGGGGCCGUUACGCCUUUAUGGAAUGACUACGGUGCGAACGCAUCUGUCUUCUCCGAAGCCUAUUAUGCUUGGAAAGACGGGAUCCCGGCACUCGCGGACAAGCAAUGGGGAGGAGAUCUCUCGGCGUCUGAAUUCGCGGAAGCGUUUUCGACUUUGCAUCCUGUUAUCCCAGCACAGAACCUUGACCGAGCGAUUCCAUCAGCUACUUCGACGAUAUUCAACUACACCUCGCAGUCGGUCCUAAGUAACAAAUACUUCACGCCCCUAUCUACACUAGGCGACAUAAUCGUCACCGACCAGUCCGGAAACGGGUACGACGGACUAGUAAACUGUCCACUCACCGCGGAUUCCACCUUCGCCAUAAAUUCCUCCUGCUUCCUGAAAACGCCCCUCUCCUCCAAAGGCCGGGACUACACUCUUUCCCUCCGCCUUCUCAUCGACGAAGUAGAUAAAGACGCCACUCUGAUCUCCGGCCGGGACUCCGCGCUCAUGCUUACCCCGAACCUAACUCUCUUCGCCUCGGGCAACUACUACCGGUUGAAUACUACUGUCCCUCUAAAGACAUGGAUCGACCUGGAUAUCGUAGGGCGGGGCAACCAGACGUUUGCGCGCGUGAGCCCCGAUGGCGCAGCGGCGGUUGUGAAGGAAGAAGAGUUCUUAGCUGUAUUAGGCGUCAACGGGGUUUCCCUUGUGUGGACGCCUAUCGCCAUCGAGGCGCCGCUGAAGCGGGUUGGUGGCAAGGACGCUGGGUGGACGGGACAGCUGGCAACAAUGAGCUUGACCUCGGAAGCUUGA
Daldinia childiae is the source of this 2181-nucleotide messenger RNA. RefSeq names its product Beta-hexosaminidase. Bases 1 to 2181 code for a protein of 726 amino acids. The record is from RefSeq and is a predicted model, not a curated record. Gene Ontology annotation, molecular function: beta-N-acetylhexosaminidase activity. NCBI's taxonomy places the organism in Eukaryota, Fungi, Ascomycota, Sordariomycetes, Xylariales, Hypoxylaceae. Gene Ontology annotation, biological process: carbohydrate metabolic process. The transcript has 3 exons.